CACUUUUCGUCACAGCUGUCCUUUGCUCCUCAACGCAACACAAGGAUUCCCUUUUGGAGUGGGUGAGCCGCCGACAACAACUUGUGCCUGCCUGAAUGCAACGCGUUUGUGCGCCAAUGCGAUGGCCGUGGACACACCGGUGCCGUUGAAGCCGGCGACGCAAAGGCGCACCGCCACCGCCACCACCGCCAUGGGCAUUGCCGCCGCCGUUGUCGCGGUUCUUGGCAUUGCAAUAUCGGUCGUGCCCUGUGAACUGGCGCACGCUCGAGUCAUCAUUCCAUACAACGCACCAGAGCUGGUGACAAGCAAAACAGCCACCCCACCGUCCCUCGCCUGGCACACGACGACGCUGCUCGCGCUGGAGUCAGACUUCAUCUCUGUCACCGUUGGCGGAGGGAACGCCAACGACAUUGCCAACAACAGGGCAACCAUCCGCCUCUCGGAUGACAUUUGGGUAUUCUCCCGCAAGCUCAACCUGUGGUCUGUCUGCGAAAUCUACUCUGGCGCUGCCAACGCCAGCGACCCCCGGUUCCGCACGCGCAUGCACCAUGCCGCAGAGCGCAUCACGCCGCUCUCCGUCUACAACACGUCCAGUCCCGCCAGGCGACCACUUCGGGAGGGCGCGGGCAAGCUCAUGGUGCUUGGGGGCGCCGUCUACAUUGACAACAACGUCACCAUCCUCGACGACCACUGGAUGCUGGAGGUCUGGCGCUCGCCCAUCGAGACGCAGUCCUUCUUCACCUGCGCCUGGACGCGGCUUGAGAAGCCCGCCGCCAUGGCUCCGCGCUUCCUCCCGGCUGUGUCGGCGGCCUACCACCCUUUUGAGCUGUACUCUUUCGGCGGGUGCCUGGAGGCGCGCAGGCGACAUAUCGACGUGGGCGACACCACAGAAAUCUUCCUCGAGUGCACGGACACCACGAAUGAGGUUUGGCGCUACACGGAAGACUUGGGCUGGUCCCUCCUCGCGCAAGCUGUCCCUGCGGACUCGGCCUCGCUGCUCCGCCCCCUGCUCAGCAGCCUCAUGUAUCGCGUUGGCGGUAGGGUCCCACGCACAUACAUGAUCUAUGGCGGCUUCCCCGGCCGCGCGUCCCCUUAUGUGGCUAACGUCAGCAUGUGCACCUUUCCGGAUCCGCACGCUGCCACGGGCUCGACGACCUUCUCAUGCCAGGCACUGGGCAGCGCUUGUGUUUUUAACCAGUAUCGCGAGUGCAAGGAUGAGGUGCGCUUUGUCUCGCGUGGUGCGGUUAUUCCCCUCGGCAACAACCGCACUGUCCUCUUUGGCGUUCCCGACGGCAUUAGCGACUCCUUGGUCGGCUUUCUCCACGAAUACAGCACAGAUGAGCCAGCACCACGCUUCACUGAAAUCCGCUCCCUGUCCCGCCUUCUCACCCCAGUUUUCAGCGGUGCCUCGAGUCGAAUCGGUUUGCUGGGCGGGUUCUCCGCCACACCACUCGCGGCUGGUAUCGAUGUUGAGCAGUUUCUCUUCUUUGGUGACUUUUUCCGCCCACAAACGGGCGAUGCCUGGAGCACGUGGUUGUACACGCCCCAAUCUCUUACGGCUCACUCCCACGCCCCCGUUCUCUCGGGCGUGUGGCAAGACAAGUUCUUCUACAGCAGCAUGACGGCGCGUGCGUGGCCAUCGUCGCAAACAGUCGGCCACUGGGUCAUUCAGCUCGGUGGGUACACGGGCUCCGUGGCCAACAGCGACUGGAAGUUUGACGUUGGCGGUGUGCUCGAGGCAGAGCGCAAGGAGCGAGAGAAGCAGCAGCAAGAAGAGGACAAGGCAAAGGGCGAGAGCAUGGAAGACGACGAUGACCAUGACCACGACGACGACGACGAGGAGGAACCCGUCAACCCAGAGGAUGUGGUCGUGUUUGAUGAAGAAAAUGUUGACGCAGAGGCACUGACAGUGUGGGUGCGGCUCGAUGAGCUUGACCAGCACACCUCGCCGUUUUCGCGCUUUUAUGGUUCCUCAGCGACUGUGAACGAUAGCGCCAUGUUUGUGUUUGGCGGCCAACGUAAGCCACGCUCCGGCUGUGCCAACGACGCAUUCUUCUUCUUCCCGGAGACGCAUCGAGUGGUGGUGCAGGAAGGUGGACCACGCCCAGCAGAGCGGCGUGGCAGCACCCUUGUCCGGAUGGGCAGCAGCAUUUAUCUGUAUGGUGGCGAGGACUGCGACAACGAGUUCUUCUUGGACGACUUGUGGCGCUUCGACCUGCACCUCAUGAGAUGGUUCCAACUGUCACGAGCAGCCACAGCACCGAUUGCCUCCAGCUACCACACAGCUGCAGCCCUCAAGACGAGCGAGAACGUCACGGAGAUGGCCGUGUUUGGCGGUUUCCGCCCACGAAACGAGUAUGAUCAUUUCGGCUGGGCAUUCAACCCACAGACCCAGGCAUGGCGGCCCAUUGAGUCAGACGAGGAACCACUUUGGCGCACGAGCCAUUGUGCAGUUCGCAUGGACGAAGGCCCCAUUGCUGGGCAGCUGGUGAUGAUUGGAGGAGCAAGCCGACUCGGAGUGGACCUCGGUGAUGGUUGGCUCUACCACCACGCGUCACAGCGGUGGCAGCGGCUGCGCGACAACCACGUGCGGUUCUCCCUGUCCCCCGGCCGCCUAGGACACACCUGCAGCGCAUUCAGAGACACCGUGUUUGUGUUUGGAGGCACAUCGCGCCAGCGGUUCUUCAGAAGCGUGAUUGCCUUUCGCCCAACAUGCAACCCUGGGUUCAGCGCUGACAACGGCCAGUGCGUGCCGUGUCCGCUUCGCACAUACCGCUCCGACCUCAGCAACCCUUCCUGCGUGCAGUGCAGCGGCGACCUGACGACAAAGACGGAAGGCGCCACGGACGUGUCCCUGUGCAACAUCUGUCGUGACAGCGCGUGCGUGCAUGGUACUGGCACAGCCGUUGCUUCCGACUGCAUUUGCCGCUGCUCCUUUGGGUACUCUGGCAAGGCCUGCGACAUCAACGUUCUCGGCAUUGUCCUUGGCACGCUGUUUGCGCUGGCGGUCAUUGGGUUUGCCACCUGGCACGUGCUUCGCUUCUACCGCCGCGUGGCCACCUCCAUCAAGCAGCACUCCGCGCUUCAGCAGCGGCUGCUGGACGAAAAGGAGCAGGAGAUUGAGCUCUUUGAGCAGAUCUGGACCAUUUCUCCGGACGAGCUGCAGUUUGUGCGCGUGCUCGAUGAGGGCGCGUUUGGCCGGGUGGAGUUGAUGGUCUGGCUCUCUGCGGGCCUGAACGUGGCCGUGAAGCGGCUGCGCGAGGCCAUCCUGCAACUUGAUGACACGUGCAAGCAGGACUUUGAGCGCGAGGUGAAGUUUGUUCGGCAGCUGCGACACCCAAACAUCGUCCGCUUCCACGGCGCGUAUCUCGGCGCACAGCCGUUUCUCGUCAUGGAGUAUGUGGAGCGCGGCUCGCUGCAAACCAUCCUUGCCGACAACGCCGUUCCCAUCUCUGACGCGCGCAAGCACUCGUUCCUGUGCGACACGGCAGCGGGCAUGCACUACCUCCACCAAAAGGGGCGCAUGCACCGCGACCUGAAGAGCGCCAACUUGCUCGUCACCAUGGACUGGCGCAUCAAGGUAACCGACUUCACGACCGCCAAGAACGUCGUGCAAGACGCUCUCACGCGGCAGCGUCGUGCGUCCCAGGUCAGUGCCGGCAUGGCGCAUGCACGCAACGCAACCAUGAGCGCACUUGGGAGACAGCACGUGGAGGGGACUCGGGGCGGUGGGCAGGGCGGUUGCUCCUGGCUCGACGCUGACAAGAAGGCAUCCACGAUGGGGAAGGUGUGCGGUGGGCUGGAGCGCACGGCGUGCAAAUUCACGCGUGGCAUGCGCAGGCGUGGGCAAGCCAAGUCAAUGUCCGUGUUGCCACGCAGCGAUGGCGGUGACAAGUUUGACUUUGAUGAGUUGCCGGUGUCCCUGCAAGCGCAGGCUCAGCACGAGCGGCGAGACACUGGUCAGCAGCUGCUUGUUGCCGAUCUUGAUGAUGGCGAUGGCAACGACGAGACCACCACGGACAGCGGUGGUGGGUUGGAAGGCGCCAUGCUGCUGACAACUGACAGCGAUGACGAGGAUGCGGUGGUCAUCGGGGAGCGGCCAUCCCCAGCUGCAACGCAACGCAACGAGGCGGACUACGCAAACAUCUGGAACCAGACCACGGGCAUCGGCACCAUCCCCUGGACGGCUCCGGAAGCGCUGGCAGACAAGGCGUACGGGCUGCCUGCUGACGUGUACUCGUAUGGGAUUGUCAUCAGCGAGAUUACCACCCGCCGGCUGCCAUAUUGGGAUUACAAAGGCAGCAUCCGUAAAGGAGUGCUGGCUGGGUUGCGGCCAACCAUGCCCGAGGACUGCUGUGAUCGACGCUACAUCGACCUUGCAGCUCAGUGCUGGUGCGAGAACCCGCAGGAGCGCCUGACCUUUUCGCAAAUUGUCACCACACUGCAGUCGUUUGACGGCGAAUCGUCUCUCUAAUAACGCGCAACGUAGAGUGAGGGGAGUGUUUGUGUGUGUGUGCGUGUGUAUGAGUGUUUGUGUUUGUAUGUGGGUGUUUGUGUGUUUGUUUUUGUGUGUAUGUGUGUAUGUGUGUAUGUUUGUGUGUAUGUGUUUCUGUGUUUGACUGGCGUGUCAGAGCUGUGGUGGGGGGGGGGGUUUGUUGCUCUCAUACGGCUGUUGUGUCGUUAGAGUCUCUCGCUCGUUUUUGUUUCCAGAGACACUAGAUCCUUGUUACACGAUGAUUUUGUUCAAUUCACCCUCCACCAUCUUCACCAGUUUCAUCCGCCCAGCAGCCGUUAUCAGCGCGCGUGUGCGUGCUUGCAUGCUUGUUACAUCAUCGUUUUGAACGAAUUAAACAAAGGAAGGUCA
Messenger RNA from Salpingoeca rosetta, 4864 nucleotides. RefSeq names its product TKL protein kinase. Lineage: Eukaryota; Choanoflagellata; Craspedida; Salpingoecidae. The coding region runs from base 122 to 4474 and encodes 1450 amino acids. Gene Ontology annotation, biological process: protein phosphorylation. The record is from RefSeq and is a predicted model, not a curated record. Gene Ontology annotation, molecular function: protein kinase activity; protein binding; ATP binding. The transcript has 6 exons.